AAGAAACCCUUGUUCCCAAAUAGCCGUCUGCAAAGACAGACCAGAGCCGGAAAAACAAUUGCGAAAACAAAAGGGGGACGAUCGCGAUCAGAACGCAGAGGCAGAGCCGCCCGUUGCUGGAGUGCCGUGCCCACCGCCAUCGCCGACCGUCAAGCAGCGCCGGUCGCCUAGCAGCGCCGCUACCAUCGCCGGCCGCCGCUCUCAGGUCCAACCGCAACCGCCGUCGACACCCCCGUGACGGAGAUGUUGGAGACAGAUAAAAAAAGGAGAGAGGGGAAAAAAACUAUCGAACAAGCAGGUUCUGUUCGUUGAUUUCGAAAAGAAGAAAAAAAUUCCAUCUCUUUCAUCAUCUAGGUGAGGAGCAUCGCCGUCGCUGAUUGCUACCUUCAACCACCCACCAUCAACUAUUGCCACCGUCGAACACCACUUUCGCUAGAAGAGGGGAAGGUGGGGAGGCUUUCAGAUCCGCCACCGCCGAUCGCAAGCCAUCGUCCGCCGUCCGUUGACCCCGUAGCCGGCGUCGUUGAUGAUUCAAGCAGUAGGAGAUAGGAGUCACAGCCUGCUAGCUCUCUCUCACGCAACCCUCUCGCCUGUGGCCGCUCAGGUGCGCACUGCCCUGCCGAGUCGCCAGUCGUCGCUGAGUGAGCCACACCUGCAAUUGAGCCCUAAUUUGUUGGAAUUCGAAGCUGGUUCGGUUGAGAAAAAAAUGAAUGGCGCUGAAAGACGAUUUAAUACAAAUGAAGAGGACGAAGAUGAUGAAGAAGAAUCUGGGAGAGGUAUUGAGGCGUGGGAGAGAACCUAUGCAGAUGAGAGGUCGUGGGAGUCUCUACAAGAGGAUGAAUCUGGACUCCUGCGCCCUAUUGACAACAAAACCCUCUACCAUGCUCAGUAUCGCCGGCGCCUCCGCACUACAUCUGCUGCCCGAAUUCAGAAGGGCCUGAUUCGCUAUCUCUAUGUUGUACUUGAUUUCUCCAAGGCAGCUACUGAAAUGGAUUAUAAACCAAGCAGAAUGGUUGUGGUUGCAAAACAAGUGGAGGCUUUUAUUAGAGAGUUCUUUGAUCAGAAUCCCUUGAGUCAGAUUGGCCUGGUAAUGUUGAAAGAUGGGGUUGCUCAUUGUUUAACCGAUCUUGGUGGCAGCCCAGAGGCUCACAUUAAAGCAGUGAUGGGUAAGUUGGAGUGCUCAGGUGAUGCUUCACUUCAGAAUGGGCUCGAACUUGUGCAUGAUCUUCUAAAUCAAAUCCCAUCAUAUGGUCAUCGUGAAGUUCUCAUUUUGUAUUCGGCUCUAAAUACUUGUGAUCCGGGGGAUAUAAUGGAAACAAUUCAGAAAUGCAAGAAAUCCAAGAUAAGAUGCUCAGUUAUUGGCCUCUCUGCUGAACUCUUUAUAUGCAAGCAUCUUUGCCAAGAAACUGGUGGAAUGUAUUAUGUUGCAUUGGAUGAGGCUCACAUAAAAGAAUUGGUACUGGAGCAUGCCCCGCCACCUCCAGCAAUAGCAGAAUUUGCAGUUGCAAAUUUGAUCAAGAUGGGUUUUCCCCAAAGAGCUGCAGAAGGUGCGAUUUCAAUCUGUUCUUGCCAUAAGGAGGCUAAAGUUGGUGGGGGCUACACUUGUCCAAGAUGCAAAGCACGUGUUUGUGAACUGCCUACUGAAUGUUGUAUUUGUGGUCUGACCCUUGUUUCUUCUCCCCAUUUGGCAAGGUCAUACCACCACCUAUUCCCUAUCACUGCUUUUGAUGACGUGUCACCCUCUAUUAAAAACAAUUUGCAAAAGGUACCAAAGAAUUGUUUUGGCUGCCGGCAAAGUCUCUUAAACCCUGGCAACAUUCCCGCCCCAUGUGUUGCUUGUCCAAAAUGCAAACAACACUUCUGUCUUGAUUGUGACAUCUACAUUCAUGAGAGCUUACACAACUGUCCAGGCUGUGAGAGCUUCAAGAGUUCUGCAUCAGUCAGCAAUAUGCAAGAAUGAUGGGAAUUCAUAAAGCCCUUUCAACUAAAAGACUUCAAUCUCUGGUUUGCGCUCUAAAACAGAAGAGUGAUAAUUGAUUUGCAUGCUUAAGGUGUCUAUCCUCUCCACACAAUUCCUUUCAUUGAGGGGGAUAGUUCUGCGUAAAACUAGUCAAGGGGGUAUUCAUUAGAUACAUAUAUGUGGAACAAAAUUUUAUCUGUGGGGCCUUGGAGAUUUGGAAAAUGUUAAAUCGCUUCAGUUUGAGCUUUCAGAGCUCUGCUAUAGACAUGAAUAAGAUUUUUAAUUUGCUUUACACUUGCUACCAAUACUGUUGUGGGCAGAGUUUAGCUUCCAGGGAAUUUGUAUGAAACUGUUGCCAAGAGAAAAUGAUGAGUGAUGAAAUACCUUAUUAUUUUGGAAA
Ipomoea triloba (trilobed morning glory) is the source of this 2360-nucleotide messenger RNA. Its product is annotated as general transcription factor IIH subunit 2. The transcript has 6 exons. Gene Ontology annotation, molecular function: zinc ion binding. Gene Ontology annotation, biological process: DNA-templated transcription; nucleotide-excision repair; regulation of transcription by RNA polymerase II. The record is from RefSeq and is a predicted model, not a curated record. Gene Ontology annotation, cellular component: transcription factor TFIIH core complex; transcription factor TFIIH holo complex. The coding region runs from base 527 to 1960 and encodes 477 amino acids. NCBI's taxonomy places the organism in Eukaryota, Viridiplantae, Streptophyta, Magnoliopsida, Solanales, Convolvulaceae.